Syngnathus typhle (broad-nosed pipefish) is the source of this 3816-nucleotide messenger RNA. RefSeq names its product erythrocyte membrane protein band 4.1a (gene epb41a). Gene Ontology annotation, cellular component: cytoskeleton; plasma membrane. The record is from RefSeq and is a predicted model, not a curated record. NCBI's taxonomy places the organism in Eukaryota, Metazoa, Chordata, Actinopteri, Syngnathiformes, Syngnathidae. Bases 142 to 2685 code for a protein of 847 amino acids. The transcript is spliced from 21 exons. Gene Ontology annotation, molecular function: actin binding; structural molecule activity. Gene Ontology annotation, biological process: cortical actin cytoskeleton organization.
UGCAAGCUGCUGGAUGAACGCUUGUGUAUCACAUCUUGGCUAAUUCUCCAAAUAGAAGGGCUCUAUCAUUUGCAAGAACCGAUUUUUACACACUGACGUGCUUAUUUUCUGCUGGAUGAUCAGAGCUGAGCCGCGGUCACCAUGACGACAGACGAAGCAGAGAGUCACCAGAAGAAGCCGAGGCAGCAAGAGGAGGCUGGCGGGGACGCCAAGCCGGCCUCUCCCGAAGACCAGCACCUCCGGCCUCGCAACCGAGGCCUCUCCCGCCUCUUCUCCUCCUUCCUGAAGAGACGCUCGCAGUGUGAGAGCGAGGGAGGGGAGAAGGAGCAGCAGCAGGAGGAGGAGGAGGAGGAAGAAGAGGCAAAAGCCCCCAUUGCUGACCCUGAACCUGAGCUGAAGAUCGAGGGGGAGGUGGCCCAUGAUCGCCACUCGCUUAGCAGCGCUGAGGCCCAGGCUGCCCAAGUAGAGAAGAAAGAAGGUGAGCAGGAGGAGGAGGAGGAGGCUGGAAAAGACAAACCGCUCAACAAGGAGAAAGCAGAGGCGGAGAAAGACGGGGAUAACAAGAAGGACGAGGAGCGGAAGGAGGACGCUUCUGAAGGCAGCCGUAACCAAGAGAAAGAAGAGGAGGCAUCCAAAAGUCCCAAAGCUCCACGUCGCCCCAAAACCAUGCAAGUUAAAGUCACCCUGCUGGACGACACUCUCUAUGAGUGUGAACUGGAUAAACAUGCCAAAGGCCAGGAGCUGUUCACAAAAGUGUGCGAUCACCUCAAUCUGCUGGAGAGAGACUAUUACGGGCUGGUCAUCUGGGAGACGCCCAAGGUGAAGACGUUGAUGGAUCUGGCCAAGGAGAUCCGCAGGCAGGUGCACGGGGCCAACUAUGAUUUCACGUUCAAUGUGAAAUUCUACCCUCCGGAUCCAGCCCAAUUGUCGGAGGACAUCACAAGGUAUUACCUGUGCCUGCAACUGCGCAAGGACAUCCUGCAAGGGCGUCUGCCGUGCUCUUUUGUCACCCUGGCCUUGCUGGGCUCCUACGCUCUGCAGUCUGAGCUGGGCGAGUAUGACCCCGAGGUGCACGCCGCUGAUUACGCGAAGGAGAUGAAGAUGGUUAAGGGGCAGAGCAAGGAGCUUGAGGACAAGAUGAUGGAGCUACACCGCACUUACCGGUCAAUGAGUCCAGCUCAAGCUGACAUGAUGUUCCUGGAGAACGCAAAGAAGCUGUCAAUGUAUGGCGUUGACCUCCACCCUGCCAAGGAUCUGGAUGGUGUUGACAUCAUGCUGGGAGUUUGCGCCAAUGGUCUGAUGGUUUAUAAAGACAAACUGAGGAUCAACCGUUUCCCCUGGCCCAAAGUCCUGAAGGUCUCAUACAAGCGCAGCAGCUUCUUCAUCAAAAUACGCCCGUCCGAGGUGGAACAUUAUGAGAGCGCUAUCGGCUUCAAACUUCCAAACUACAAAGCAGCCAAGAAACUGUGGAAAGUGUGCGUAGAGCAUCACACAUUCUUCAGGCUGAUCUCCACCGAGAUGGUCGCAACUCCCAAAAAGUUCCUGGCUCUGGGCUCCAAAUUUCGCUACAGCGGUCGAACUCAGGCUCAAACCAAACAGGCCAGCUCGCUCAUUGACAGACCGGCUCCGGCUUUCCAGCGCACGUCUAGUAAGAGGAACUCCCGCAGUAUGGAUGGAGCGAUGGCGUCCACCCCGGGCAUCAAAUCCAGCCGUCCGGUCAGCGCCCCCAUCAUGUCGCCGCUGUCCCCCGGGGAGAACACGCCGUCGCCUCUGCUGCACACCCUUCAGCUGGCCCAGCGCACGCCCAAGUUCCGGCGCUCGGCAGACAGGAAAGCCGAGCUGAAGGGCCACGGUCGGAAAAGCGGAUCCAGCAAAAGCCAGAGCCCCAGACCGGAGUCCACUCCGGAAAUGAAGCCGUCGGCCAGGAGAGAACGGAGACGUUCGCCCUCUGCGAGCGCUGCCAAUGGCGAAGGAGAGAAAAAGAGCCAGCACUCUCCUCAGACGGAAACGAUGCGAGUGAGGAAGAAACGAGCUAAGAAACUUGAGGGCGAAACUAUUUAUAUCAGACAUAGCAAUUUAAUGUUGGAGGACGUGGAUAAGACCCAGACGGAGAUCAUGCGUCACCACACGAGUAUCAGCGAGCUGAAGAGAAGUUUCAUGGAGUCUGUACCGGAGCCUCGACCCAGUGAAUGGGACAAGCGUCUUUCCAGCAACUCGCCUUUCCGCACAGCGAGCAUCAACGGCCAGCUGCAACCUGCGUCUCCGCUGCUGAAGACCCAGACAAUCACCAUCUCGGAUGUCACCAACUCUCUUCGAGGAACUGUGGCCUACAAAGACAUCCCCUUAGUUCACACUGAGACAAAGACCAUUACCUACGAGUCAGCCCAGGUGUCUCUUCCACAGCCUGUGGACAACUUUGCGGAACGAGACUCCGGGGUGCUGCUGAGCGCCCAGACCAUCACAUCCGAGACCAUCAGCACCACCACUACCACCCAGAUCACCAAGACGGUGAAAGGGGGAAUCUCAGAAACUCGCAUUGAGAAGAGGAUUGUCAUUACUGGAGAUACUGAAAUUGAUCAUGACAAGGCUUUGGCUCAGGCUAUCAAAGAAGCAAAAGAACAACACCCAGAUAUGUCUGUCACCAAAGUGGUGGUCCACCAAGAAACGGAGAUUUCCCCAGAGUAAGAUAAGCUCAUCCAUUGGAGCUGCCUUCAUCACCCUUCCUCCAUUCCUCCCUCUUUCCUUCCCUCCCUUCCUUCCUUCCUCAGCCACCUGACAUCCUUUUUACCUCAGCACUGAGCCACACUCAACCAACCAACCAACCAACCGACCAACCAACCAACAGCACUGCCUUGGACGUAGAGCGCCAGAUGGCAUCAGAGGGACUAACUAUGAACUUUAACCUCCGUGAGCGUGAAGUCGUGUCCCAAGAGUCACCGGGAGAGUCGCCGGAAAAUUCCCAAGAAUCUUCCUAAUUCCCUCUCCUGUUCUACUUACUGCCAAAAUCACAGAGCGACCGAGCGACCGAGCGACGACUAAAAAACAAACGGAAAAUAAAAAACCACGUCUGUAAGGAAAGAAAACCGCUACUACAAAGAUGGUGAACUAUUAUUACCUCUCCAAUUUGGAGAUUUGAACCAAAUUUUCAAAGGGGCAUUUGGUCUUUUAAUCUUUGUGAUGACUAAGUUUAUUUUUGUAUGGCUUUUCUUACAAUCACAAUUGGUUCUCACUAAUGCAGUGGCGUCCUUCAAAGACAGGGAAUGUUUCUUGGGAUUGUACAAAUGGAGACUCACGCUUCCCGUCCCAUUGGCUUGCUUUCUUCUCGAGAGUCAUCAAUAAUUGUUCCUUCCCUUUUAAUGUGAAGCAAUAUUUUUCUCAAGGUGGAAAAGAAUGUUGUCAGGCACUUCUCAUUGUUUUGUACUUGCUGUAGUGUUUGUGAAGGAGACCUUGAUUUGCUAUUCUCUCACCACCUUUUGCUUCUUUCCGUCUUCUUGCUUUGUGGCAUUCUUCUGCCGUCCGUUUGUGGCGCUGUUAUUGCUCCGUACCGUCGAUCGGAUGCAACGUUAGUUAGUGUGCUGUCGUAGCCUCCGGCAUGACAAGAGAGCGUGCAAAAGAGCUUGUUUUGUUUGCUUCAUUUGGGAUAAACUCAUUCACUGCCAGCCCGUUUACAAGUUGUGGCUCUCCCGUCCGUCCUUCUCUUGUUGUAAACAACAUUUCUUUCUUUCUUUCUUUCUUCGUUGUAUAGCCGCCACAGCAUCACAAGGAAGACAUGUUGCACCCACCGCGCGCGCACUGAAUAAAAUGUAUUUUAUCCUG